AUGAGCACUUCUUGCGAUUUGUGGUCGCUGCGGAGUGUGCGAUUGCGCGUCGCCGUCGCCAUCGCACUCGCCCUCACGAUAGAGGGAUUGAUGAGGUCGAAUUUGAAUAUGGCGAUCGUUUGUAUGCUAAACAGUACGGCACUGACGGACGGAAAGCCGAUGAUCUCCUCCUCAUCGACACCAACGAAUACGUCAUUCGAUCAGUCGUGUCCGUUGCUAAAGUUUGGGACGGCGAAGAGUGUUGAACAUAAAGGCACCAUAUUCUGGACAUCACAAGAUCGAGCGGUGAUCUUUGCCUCGUUCUACGCGGGCGGACUAAUUGCUACCCUCGCUUCUGAAGUACUCAACCGAUAUAUUGGUGCGACGCGUACAGUACUCUAUGGUGGCAUUGCGAAUGUUGUCGGCACGUUUUUGACACCGUUUGUGGCGUCGCAAACCAAUUUUGGGACGUUUCCGAUUAUUCUGCUGAGAUUUGUGAUGGGAUUCGGGCAGGGAGUCCUCUGGCCGUGCAUGCUCGUCCUCGUCGCCCAAUGGUUCCCAGCCAACGAGAAGUCUACCGCCCUCGCAGUGGCUACCACUGGCAACCAACUCUCCGUAGUCAUCGCCAUGUUCGUCACGGCGGAACUCUGCCAGCUUCCAUGGGGAUGGCCGAUGGCGUUCCACGUCUAUGCGGUGUGUGGAAUCGUGAUGUGUUUCAUUUGGUACCUUGUCGUCUAUGACUCACCGUGUCAUGCUGAUGAGAAAGUGUCGAAGGAGGAGCUACAGUAUAUCACUACGGAGAGAGUUCGGCAACGACCGAUGCACCCGAACUGGUUGGCUCUUAUGAAGUCUCCGGUCGUAUGGUCUAUCGCUGCAUCUUCAUUCGCUCAUAAUUACGUGACCGUCGGAACUAUCACCUACCUUCCACUCUACUAUAAGACCGUCUUGAAUAUGAGUUUGACUUCGAACGGUGUAUUGUCUGCUGUCCCAUUCAUCCUUCAAUUCUUCUCUAAAGUUUUCUACGCUGGAAUGGCUGAUAGUGCAAAGACUCGAGGAUGGGCGUCGUUUGAUACGGUCACCAAGUUCUGUAAUUCUAGUGCCUCCUUCGGAAUCGCCCUGUGCUUCGGUCUCCUCUGCUUCUGCGACUGCUCUCAACGCCCCGCCGCCAUCUUCCUCAUCUGUAUGGCCAUGUCAUUCGUCUCCGGCUACAUCCCCGGCUACUCGACGAGCGCCGUCACCAUCGCUCCCGCCCAGACAGCCGCAAUCGCCGCGUUCUCUAGAUUCUGGGGACAAAUCGCGUCGUCGGUGGCUCCGUAUCACAUCGGCGCCUACACCAAGCAGGGAACACAUGAGGAGUGGACGAUAGUGUUCGCGAUAAUGGCUGGAAUAUGCGGUAUCACUGGAAUGUUCUUCCAUUGUUGUGGGACAGCAAGCCUUCAAGAUUGGGACUCUGAUCAUUCGAAAGCUCCAAUGGAGAUUGCUCGUGAAGAGUUGAUAGAUAGCUCGAAACUCGACGACUCUCUACGAGUGACGACUGUCGACUAA
Molecule: messenger RNA, 1524 nt
Organism: Caenorhabditis remanei
Lineage: Eukaryota; Metazoa; Nematoda; Chromadorea; Rhabditida; Rhabditidae
Exons: 7
Coding region: 1-1524 (507 amino acids)
Biological process (GO): monoatomic anion transport; transmembrane transport
Cellular component (GO): membrane
Molecular function (GO): transmembrane transporter activity
Source: RefSeq, a predicted model, not a curated record